Molecule: messenger RNA, 3127 nt
Organism: Pseudophryne corroboree (corroboree frog)
Lineage: Eukaryota; Metazoa; Chordata; Amphibia; Anura; Myobatrachidae
Exons: 3
Coding region: 693-2642 (649 amino acids)
Source: RefSeq, a predicted model, not a curated record
CCAAACUCUAACUUGCCUCCGGGCAAUGGGAAUAAACUUACAACACUGCAGCCGGGGCUUUGCCCCCUUCUGGCUGUCGCUGAGGAGCUGUGUGCACUGUGCAGUAGCGCGCUCCGGGUCACUGUGUGUGUGGAUGGGAGUGCUGCUGCUCUAUCUGAUUCUGCAGGACACGGAGUGGGUGGACUCGGGGCAGGCAGCAUGAAUGCCAGGCUCAGGGAGAAUUGGAAGAAGUCUCUACUGCUGCAUUCGCACCAUCUGGUGUUAGUGGAAUAGCUGAGGGUGCUGGCGCCCUGGGGGUGCACUCACCAGCUACCUAGCGCAGCGUGAGAGGUCACGCUGCACCGUCAGCUGCUGCAGGGAGCCGCCAGCAGAGAUCAGAAGUUGUUCCCCACCCGGCCGCUACCAGUAUAUGGAACCUACACACCCCUUUAAAGUCGGAGACAGAGUCGUGGUGAAGGUGCUCCCCAGGAACAAGAGCCCAGGAGACUUCACCUAUGGUCCAGAGACAGAGGUCGUAGCAGUUACCCGAACAGCAGUCCUGACAGAGGAAAGUCCUACCUGGAUCCAUGCAUCCCGAGUAAAAAAGGUUCCUAGACCAGACCUAGAGAGGGAAGCAAGUGAUUCCAGUGAGGUACGAACCGGGGCAGACAGCCCUGACCUCCCACCUAGCGAAGACAGAAGAACAGAAAACGAUGAAGAACCUGCCCCCUAUCUCUAUCCUGGGGACUAUCUCGAUAGCCCUACUGGCCCUCAUUCACCUCACAAUAUGUGAAGUCGACAUCACACAAACAGAUGGGGUCCCCACCUUGUGGUACAAUUCCUCCAAUACACACGUAGCCACAUACAUCCUUGAUUAUUUCAUGUUCCCUAAACUUGCUGACAACAAACAUUCCAUACAGCAGAAAAUAAAAUCAGGGAUGUCUGAGACAAUGUACAUUUGUGUCACUGAUGAAUGGUGGAUGGAAAUAUCCUAUCAUGGAUCCAACUGUGAUUACUGGGAAUCUGUGGGGUGGAAUACAGGAGCAGAUUGGAAAUAUGGCCCAUCAUUUGCAAAAAAUAGAUGGAGCAAAUAUGGAGUACCCCUACUUUCUAGACUAUCCAUUCAUAAGAUGGAUGAGGGCCCAAAUUCAUACAGGUUUAGACUAAACAUAGUGAACCCUAGCAGAAGCGACAAUGAGACUUAUGUACUUGGUAUAUGGUGGCAAGCAGGGUACUAUAGUGCAAGGCAAAUGUUUUAUUUGUGGGACAUGUACAAAAACCCAAAAUACCAGCCUAAAAUUGCUCCCCAAAACAAACCUUUAAAGCCCCAUAUUGCCACUUCUAAAGAUAUGGUGGCUAUUACUAACCCUACCUUUGAAGACACCCUAGCUAUUGAAACUGGUUUCUCUGACAUUAAUUUUUGGUUGGAAUGGAUGAAGUAUAGUGCUAACAAACACAAUAAAAGCAACUGUUAUGUCUGUGGCAAAUCUAGGCCCCACCUAGGUACAGUGCCCCUUAAUAUACCCCUAGAACAGGAAAAUUGUUUUUUCAGCCUUUUUAAUGACACCAAAACAAAUGACAGUCAGUGCGAAAUGUGGAAAAGGGAAUAUCCCAUAUUGUCAAAAAAUCCCAACCCAGGAAGCACCAUAACCAUAUAUCCUGGAAACUAUACCUGUUAUACAUCUAACACCACCACAGGGAGAAAUUUAAAAACCUUCCCACCAGGGUAUUGUGCAAAUAAAAGAACAACUGUUUUAGUCAACCAAACUAGAUCAUUAGGCGACAUUUAUUACAUAUGUGGGGAUAUGAAGCUUAGAAUUAAAUUAGACACACCAUGGUAUGGUGAGUGUGCCCUGGCCAAAGUCAUAAUGCCACUCCUAAUGAUCACCGAUGACCCCACUCCUCCCUCUAAUACUCCUGCUAAUCGAAAGAAAAGAGCACUCCCAGGAGGUAGCUUUGACCCCCACGUAUACAUUGAUGCUAUAGGGGUCCCAAGAGGUGUUCCAAAUGAGUUCAAAGCUAGAGAUGAGGUGGCUGCGGGUUUUGAGUCAUUGUUUCCUAUAGUAACUGUAAAUAAAAACGUGGCCUGGAUUAAUUAUAUAUAUUAUAAUCAACAAAGAUUUGUUAAUGAUACCAAAGAUGCUCUUAAAGGUAUAGCUGAACAGCUAGAAGCCACUUCCCAAAUGACAUUUCAAAAUAGAAUGGCCCUUGACAUGAUCCUAGCAGAAAAAGGCGGUACAUGUGUUUACAUUAGUAAGGUGAAAGGCUGUUGUACAUAUAUUCCUGACAACACUGGUCCCAAUGGUAAGAUUACUUUAGCCAUAAACAAGUUAGAAACCUUAUCCAUAGAACUUAAGAAAAAUUCAGGUAUUGAUAACCCAUGGAGCCAAUAUUUUGGGUGGUUUGAAAAUUGGAAACAGGCUCUUGUGCAAAUAAGCAUAUUCAUACUUGUAACUUUAAUUCUUGUAGGCAUUAUAGUUUAUUGUGUAAUUCCCUGUGGAAAGAAACUUACCUCCAAAGGCAUUGAUAAGGCCCUGAUGUACUAUGAUAUAACCACCAGUCCUGUCACCUCCUCUGAUAGUAAGGGACCCGACGAUUAUGUCCAAUAUCUCAAGAACUGGAGGAACAAGAAAGGAGCCUCACUCAAGAAUCAUGUUAUAUAACAAUCAUGAUUCUAAGAGGGGAUUGAAGGGUUAACUCUUCUGUGCUUUGUAAAUAUUACUUUUUAUAUGAUCAAUUUCCUUAUAAUAGUUACAGUGUUAAAGUGAAUAUUUCUACUUCCCUAAUGAAGGGUUAAAACAUGCUAUAUGAACUGUUAUGUGUUUGCAUAGAUGCGUGCUACCCUGUGCUGGGUACCUUUGUCUCCUCAUACAGAUACCAGGCUUGUAUGAGGCUGGUUUUCAAGGGCAGUCCCAUACCAGAUCAAACCUGUAUUUCUACUUUUGUGUGUUACCAAAUAUCCUGUGUUACAGACUUUGUUAAAUGUUUUGAGAAACUUGUAGAAAACCCAUAUAUGGACAUCCGCCUUAUCAAUUCUGCCUGGUAACUACUAACGAGCCAAUGAGAGUGUAACAACAUGUCAGUUACACCCAUAUGCAUUGUCUUUUAUACUGUUGUUAACCUCAUAAUAAAGCAGAGUGAAUCUUAA